AUGACAUCUGCGUCGCCGCCGCCCGGCACUCGUGAUUCUGAAGGGCAGAUCCAGUCACGACUGCGCCAACUGGCACCGGCGCCCAAGAGGCGAGAUGCUGCUAGCCCCCCUGAGAGCUCGUCGUCCAGCGUCGCUGGCCAGGUAUCCAUCGCUUGCGAAGCGUGUCGUAAACGCAAGGCCAAGUGCGAUGGAGGGCUGCCCAGUUGCUAUUUCUGCCAGAAGCGAAGACUCGCCUGCGUCUAUCGCGAGGCGCCCAAGGUGCAACUCAAGAAGAUGCUGACCGAGCUGCAGAGAUCCUCUGCCGCCCUGGACAUUGUUCGCGCCAUGCAGUCGCGGAAUGACGGGGAUGCCAUGGAGAUAUUCAGGCGGAUCCGCGAAGGCGUAGACCCUGAUACCAUUCUUCGCCAGCUACGUGCCGGGGACUUGCUCCUACAGCUCCAUGUUGUCCCCGAGACUCGGUUGCGCUACGAAUUUCCCCAUCUCACCCAGCUGCCCGACCAUCUGCAGAGUUUUGACAACCCAUACCUCAAGUCACAGCUUUUCGAAUGGACGUGGACCGACUCUGCCCCAGGCACCGUGGCAACAUCAUCACAAAGCAGCUCGGACGACCGCAACAGCAGCCAGGUUCAGUAUCUAAUACCAUACAGAGCGGCGACCUUGAUUGAGCCCACCAUCGACCAGCUUCAUCUUUCACAAUGGACUACCGUGUCCAAGGACGAUUCCCUCUUGAGAGACAUCCUUAGAGCUUACUUCCUGUUUGAAUAUCCAUACUUUUCUAUUUUCCACAAGGACGUCUUUCUGGACGACAUGUUGUCCGGACAGGGACCGAGCUGCUCUCCUUUGCUGGUGAACGCCGUUCUCGCAUCAGGUUGCCACUGUCUUGAGUCGAUUCCGGACCGGUCGGAAAGCUGGAACCCACGGAACCUUACCUCCAGGUUUACCAAGGAAGCCAAGAGGCUGUGGGAACAAGAUGUCUCAGAAGAAACCCUACUGACAAAGUUGCAAGCAUCUGUGUUGAUUCAUGCGCUGCAUAUCUCUUCCGGCCUCGACAAAAUUGGCAGCGAGUACCUUCUCCAGGCUGUUACAAUUGCCUUUCAUCUUGAACUAUUUGAGUCUCCUGAUUGUGUGCCGGAUCUCAAACUACAGCACGCUCGCGAUUUUACAGCAUGGUGUUUCUUUUGGUGGCAGAGUGUGGUGUGUUACGCGUACAGACAGUUCCCACUUUUCAGAAACCCUCCAAAAUCGCUUCUGCCAGAUCCGUUUGAAAAACCAGCUUGGUACGGCGAGAUACUGGUCAGGUAUCCGCUAAGCCCACUUCUCGUGCCGCUGCAAAACCCACAAACGCAAAAGGCUCGAUUGCAACUCGGCAUCCUAAUCAACCGGGCAUGCCUCAAACUCUUCCCAGAUGAUUCAGAAGGCAACACUCCACCCUACAACCGCCGGGCCGUGGUGCUGGAUCUGAUUACUGGCUUUGAAUCAUGGCACUCUGCGCUCCCAGAAGCUCUUGGUCCGCAAAACAUUGUAUUUCCAUCGCAAUUUAGAGUCCAUCUACAUUAUUUCAAUAUUCUCUCAGAACUGUACCUAGUUCUGUCCGCCGAAGCGGAAGCGGACCACACUCCUCCCCAGGGCCGGCGUCCUAAGCCAAUAGGACUGACAUAUGCAGAAGCAUGCUAUGAAACCCUUCUACGGCUUUACUUUUUACGGCACAGCUUCGCAAUUCCAGACAUCAUGUUGGCGCAGUUUCUGACUAUAUUCGCAAUGACUGCAGUCCAUCAUCUAGACGCAAUUCGGAACGCGAACGCGGCAGAUGAUUCUCACUCUAACGACACGUCUUCAGCGAUGCCACCAGCUCGGGAUCUCAAUUCGCUUAGGUCCGCAAUCGCCCUGGCUGGAAAGGGUCUUAGUGACCAGGGUCGAAGCUAUUAUCUUGCCCAGACAAUGUCUUAUAUUCUUAUAAGCCGUUUGCAGCCGGAGGAUGCAAGCCUUGUGCGCACAUCUGCGGGAGUGAAGCAGGAAGAUGACCUGUCACGCCAAAUGAGGGCUCUUUACAUACAGAGCCAGUAUCCUAUUGAAACGACGCAUAUCAUGUCUUUUAGAGGUAGAAAGUGCAUGGAUAAACUGGUAAAGGAGUAUGCGGAGGUGACUAUUGAUGAAGGCGAUUCGGCGGAGGCGCCUGACCCGAAUCCAGGAGAUGGCGAUUCUCCUAUUAAAUCGGAAUAA
Ustilaginoidea virens is the source of this 2220-nucleotide messenger RNA. RefSeq lists its product as uncharacterized. The transcript is spliced from 5 exons. Bases 1 to 2220 code for a protein of 739 amino acids. Gene Ontology annotation, molecular function: DNA-binding transcription factor activity, RNA polymerase II-specific; DNA binding; zinc ion binding. The record is from RefSeq and is a predicted model, not a curated record. Gene Ontology annotation, biological process: regulation of DNA-templated transcription; DNA-templated transcription. Lineage: Eukaryota; Fungi; Ascomycota; Sordariomycetes; Hypocreales; Clavicipitaceae.